AUGAAGAUUAUCCAUGAAGCUGGUUAUUCAGAAGAAGAAUGUAAACAGUACAAAGCUGUUGUCUACAGUAACACCAUUCAGUCCAUUAUUGCUAUCAUUAGAGCAAUGGGGAGGUUGAAGAUAGACUUUGGUGAUCCAACCAGGGCUGAUGAUGCUCGUCAACUCUUUGUGUUAGCUGGAGCAGCAGAAGAAGGAUUUAUGACUGCAGAGCUUGCUGGAGUUAUCAAGAGACUGUGGAAAGACAGUGGAGUUCAAGCUUGUUUCAACAGAUCUAGAGAAUACCAGCUUAAUGACUCUGCUGCCUAUUACUUGAAUGACUUGGACAGGAUAGCACAAACCAGCUACAUUCCAACUCAACAGGAUGUUCUCAGGACUAGAGUGAAAACUACAGGAAUAGUGGAAACUCACUUUACUUUCAAAGAUCUUCAUUUUAAAAUGUUUGAUGUUGGAGGCCAAAGAUCAGAGCGGAAGAAAUGGAUUCAUUGUUUUGAGGGUGUUACAGCAAUUAUUUUUUGUGUGGCAUUAAGUGAUUAUGACUUGGUCUUGGCUGAAGAUGAGGAAAUGAAUCGGAUGCAUGAAAGCAUGAAAUUGUUUGACAGUAUCUGCAACAAUAAAUGGUUCACAGACACUUCUAUUAUUCUCUUCCUGAACAAGAAAGAUCUUUUUGAAGAAAAAAUCAAAAGGAGUCCUCUCACUAUUUGCUACCCUGAAUAUGUAGGAUCAAACACUUACGAAGAAGCAGCUGCUUACAUUCAGUGUCAGUUUGAAGAUCUGAACAAGAGAAAAGACACGAAGGAAAUCUACACUCACUUCACAUGUGCCACAGACACAAAAAAUGUGCAGUUUGUUUUCGAUGCUGUAACUGAUGUCAUUAUUAAAAAUAACCUUAAAGACUGUGGUCUCUUCUGAGAACAGACAAAAGGUUGUUAAAUGGUUUGGAGAACGACUUCGCACAAUUCUAAUCUGAUUCUUUUCAAGGUGAAAGAAAUGCAAAAUACAUUGUGCUGAAUGAUAGAUCAGUACUGUACUUGCCUGUUUUAACAGCUUUAUUUAUGUUUGUCUUGUAAAUUUAAGUAAUUAGUUAACACUGAGAUGUCAGUUGAUUGUAUGUAAACUUAUAAUGUAGUAAUGUAUUUGUAUAAAUGUUGAACG
Molecule: messenger RNA, 1152 nt
Organism: Pelecanus crispus (Dalmatian pelican)
Lineage: Eukaryota; Metazoa; Chordata; Aves; Pelecaniformes; Pelecanidae
Source: RefSeq, a predicted model, not a curated record